AUGACAGUUGCUGCACCUCCAGUGCCCUCUGUGCACGAGAAUGGCAUGAACGGCAAUAUGCCUGGUCACCACGUCAACAUGAGUCUACCGCGCUUUCACCCCAUUGCCAUGAACCCUGGUCAACCAAUGCCUCCGGAGGCCAUGAUGCACGGCCACCAGCCGUUUCGUCACUAUCCACCACCGAUGCAAGAUCAAGGGCCGCAAGUCCCCCAAGGGCCGCCAACACCUGGCGUAUCUAAUAUAGAUCACAUUGAGGCCCGUCUGAGGCAAUUGGAACACGAAGAGGCCGCUCGCAUGGCCGCUCGUAGCCAUUUACUUGCUAUCCGGAAGCGAGAGGAUGAAGAAUUUCGUAGGAUGACGGAAAACGCAGAGGCAGAAGAAGAGGAACUGCGGAGGCAACGGAAACGGCUGAAGCGGGAAUCUAUGGGCCUCUAUAAUUCAAGUCUUGAAUCCCCUCCUCUACGUCCUACGCCACCUCGCCGUCUAUCAGAAACCAAUGCAGCCACCACACUCGCCUUCCUACAGCAACAAACUCCGCCAGAACCUCGUACCAUUGCCCCUCCUCCGCCUCCACAAGCACAGAUUCAACCGCCUCAUCACCAGCAACAUAUGCACCACGACCCCACAGGCGCUGGUUCAAUCCGACGAAAGCAAAAGUAUACAAUCAAGAACGUGGAGGCCUGGGGAGAGCGCCACGGACGACCAGCCGCACAUGAUCCUUCAGGGCGAGCUCUCUGGAAACGCCCGUCCGAUGGUAGCCUGGUCUACCUCACCUGUCCAGUCUCCGGCUGCGGCAAGGCCGACUUCGUGACCCUCCACGGUUUCAUGUGCCACCUCACCAAAAAACACAAGGACCGCAGCCUAGGCAGCCAGUCGCGCGCCCUGGAAGUCUGCGGCGUCGUAUACGACCCCGCCGCCCCCCUACCUCCAGUUGCCAACGGCCACCGCGCAUCUACUGAAGAAAGCCGUCUCGAUUCCGCACCUACCGACCCCGAAGGAUACCCACAGGAGAUGGAAUACUCAACAGGCUCCGAUGACGAGAGCGCCGUCCACUCCGUCGUCAAGACCGAAUCCUCAGAUAGCAGGCCGCUCCCUCCGCCUGGUGCCCUCCUCACACCCUCGGAGGAACACCCUCCCGCACCAAUUCCUGUACCUGCAUCCGUAUCCGCAAUACCCAAGACCAACGGCUCCACGAAGCAAUCGAUCUCCUCCAUUAUUGACCGCGAGCCUGAGUCAGCCCGCUCACCCAGAAAGCGGGAGCGCUCCAUCUCCCCACUCCCUGGUUUCGCGGAUACAGUGGCUGAGAUGGAGCGGAAGAUGCGAGACCCGAAGGGCGAGUUGUCCGGCGAGAAUAAGGAGAACGCCGAGGCCCAUUAA
Molecule: messenger RNA, 1377 nt
Organism: Aspergillus puulaauensis
Lineage: Eukaryota; Fungi; Ascomycota; Eurotiomycetes; Eurotiales; Aspergillaceae
Exons: 2
Coding region: 1-1377 (458 amino acids)
Source: RefSeq, a predicted model, not a curated record